Messenger RNA from Striga asiatica, 3774 nucleotides. The record is from the annotation of a GenBank genome assembly. Lineage: Eukaryota; Viridiplantae; Streptophyta; Magnoliopsida; Lamiales; Orobanchaceae.
CACGUGCAGUCAGUAGUGCUGACCAAGAGGAAGGACAAUACUGUCCUGACAGAAAUUACUAUUCAUAAAAUAUUCCGAAUCCAGUUCAAGUCUCUGUAUUUGCAUCACGCCAUCACACACAUUAGUAUCACAGAAAAUUUUGUGCCACCCCUUCAUACACUAUACAAACAUUAAAUUAAAAAUAACCAAAUAACCAAGUGAAAAGUAGUAAAACCUUUAACAAGGAAAACAACAGUAAGCCUUGAAAACCAUAUCCAAACUCCAAAGGAUUAAAGAGUUAAGACCAAUCCAGAAUAGUAAAAUAGCCUCCACCAAUUAAUCCCUCUUCCAUUUUCAAUGUCAUCACCCAUAGAUUCUUUUAUUUUCUAUUUUUUUUUUUCAAAACCCUUUUCGAUUUUCCUGUGAUUAUGUUGUAGAUACAAAUAUAUGCUAGAGCACAUGCAUGGAAAUUUAUCCAUUGAUCAAACAAAGUUUUGAUUUUUAGAGAAUUUGUAGAUUUUUUUUUUCCCCCGAUUGGAGUAGCAGUUGUAUUGUUAAUUAUGCUGGGUUUUGCUUAAUAUGUUCUUGAGACAGACUAUAUAGAUCUGGUUUUUAUGUAGAACAAUAGAGAUUAUUGAAUUAUGUAAGUUUUUUGUUUGUUUUCAUUUUUUCCUUUCCUAGCAUCCAAAUUGUCUGGUGUAUUAUUGUUGGUGAGUUAUUUUGUCCUUUUUUUCUUUUUUUUUUUUUGGUUUUUUAAAUUUAUUUUUACCUUUUGUCCUCUCUAGUGUUUGGUACUGGAUAAUACCACCGCCUGAUUUCAACUGUAUCUGAACACACUCCCGGGAUUUCUUGCUUUCCUAAUUUAUUAAAAAUUUAUGAAAUUCAUGUUUUGUGCCCAUAAAAUCAGAAAAUCAGUAGACCAGACUAGAGCAAGUUUAUACUGAGGCCUACCCAAAAAAAAGGAAAAAAAAAUCUGUACUGCCUACCAAGUGUUUGAACAAUUGCUUGAGCUGAAUUAAAAGAAAAAAAAAAGGACGAACAAAGAAAAAUUCAGAGUGUGAAUUUUGUGGGAGAUGGCAAUGGCUAGUUACAAGGACGGCGGCGUGGAUGGCAAAUACGUGAGGUACACGCCAGAGCAAGUGGAGGCGCUCGAGCGGGUGUAUCACGAGUGCCCAAAACCGAGCUCUAUGCGCCGUCAGCAGCUCAUCCGUGAGUGCCCCAUUUUGUCCAACAUCGAGCCAAAGCAGAUCAAGGUCUGGUUCCAGAACAGAAGAUGCAGAGAGAAGCAAAGGAAAGAGGCAUCAAGGCUUCAAGGUGUAAAUAGGAAGCUAUCAGCCAUGAAUAAGCUGUUGAUGGAGGAGAAUGAUAGACUACAAAAGCAAGUCUCACACUUAGUUUUUGAAAGCAGACAAUUUCGUCAACAAGAUCCAAACAAAGCACUAGCUACAAAAGACACAAGCUGUGAAUCAGUGGUGACGAGUGGUCAACAACAACAACACAUGAGGCCAAGGGAUGCAAGUCCUGCAGGCCUUUUGUCCAUUGCAGAGGAGACUUUAACAGAGUUUCUUUCAAAGGCCACUGGGACUGCGGUUGAGUGGGUCCAGAUGCCUGGAAUGAAGCCUGGUCCGGAUUCCAUUGGAAUCAUAGCAAUUUCUCACAGCUGCACCGGAGUGGCAGCAAGAGCUUGUGGUCUGGUUGGUCUUGAGCCGACGAGGGUUGCAGAAAUCCUCAAGGAUCGGACUUCAUGGUUCCGUGACUGCCGAGCCGUGGAUGUUGUCAAUGUGCUGCCAACUGCCGAUGGUGGAACCAUAGAACUCUUAUACAUGCAGUUCUAUGCGCCAACGACACUGGCCCCUGGUCGUGACUUUUGGCUGUUGCGCUAUACCUCCGUCACGGAAGAUGGUAGUUUAGUGGUUUGUGAAAGAUCUCUUAAUAAUACGCAAAAUGGUCCAAGCAUGCCACCUGUGCAGAACUUUGUGAGGGCUGAGAUUUUACCUAGUGGUUACUUAAUUAGACCUUGUGAUGGGGGAGGGUCAAUUAUCCACAUUGUCGAUCACAUGAAUUUGGAGGCAUGGAGUGUUCCUGAAGUGCUGCGGCCACUCUACGAGUCUUCAACAAUGUUUGCACAAAAGGCCACGAUGGCGGCCCUUCGACAACUUAAGCAUAUAGCUCAGGACAUUUCACAGUCUAACGUAGGCAAUUGGGGCCGAAGGCCGGCAGCUUUGCGGGCACUCGGCCACCGACUGAGCAGGUUAGGUUAUUAUACUCUCCUCAUGAGUCAGGGAUUUAAUGACGCUCUUAAUGGGUUUAACGAUGAGGGUUGGUCGUCGAUAGGCAGUGAUGGCGUGGAUGAUGUGUCAAUUCUUGUAAACCCGAAUCCCGAAAAAUUGGUGGAAUUUAACAUCUUCUUUGGAAAUGGUUAUACCUCCAUUUGCAAUUCCGUGUUGUGUGCCAAAGCAUCUAUGCUCUUACAGAAUGUUCCUCCACCGAUACUUUUACAAUUUUUGAGGGAACACAGAUCUGAAUGGGCAGACAACAUUGAUCCUUACUCUGCCGCUGCUGUUAAAAUUGGCCCGUGCAGUUAUUUAGGGACUCGAAUUGGUAACUUUGGGGGUCAAGUUCUUCUCGAAGUAAUUAAGCUGGAAGGCAUUGGCAAUUCACCUGAAGAUGUAAUGAUGCCAAGGGACAUAUUCCUCUUGCAGUUAAGUGGUGGAAUGGACGAAAAUGCAGUGGGUACAAGUGCUGAACUCAUAUUUGCUCCGAUUGACUCCUCGUUUUCCGAGGAUGCUCCUCUUUUGCCCUCUGGUUUUCGCAUUAUUCCUCUCAAUUCUGACAAAGAAGCCCCGAGUCCAAAUCUCACGUUGGACCUUGCAGCAGCACUUGAAACUGGGACAGCUGGCAAUAAAACACCCGAAAAUAGCAGCUCCACCACAAGGUCUGUCAUGACUAUUGCCUUUCAGUUCGCAUACGAAAGCCACAUGCAAGAUAACGUUGUCCAAAUGGCCCGGCAAUAUGUGAGGGGCAUUAUAUCAUCUGUACAAAGAGUGGCAUUGGCUUUAUCUUCGACUCGCUUAGGUCAUCAUGCCAGUCUUCGGGCCUCGCUUGGGACUCCUGAGGCACAAACUUUUUCCCGUUGGAUUUGCCAAAGUUACAAGAGCUUUAUGGGGGCUGAGCUUCUCAAGUACGACGGUGAAAGGACUGAAUCAUCCAUCCUUAAAGCUUUAUGGCAUCAUUCGGAUGCUGUUUUAUGCUGCUCCCUGAAGGAAGUGCCAGUUUUUACGUUUGCGAAUCAGGCUGGACUCGACAUGCUUGAGACAACAUUAGUUGCACUUCAGGACAUAUCUCUCGAAAAAAUAUUUGACGAUAAUGGGAGGAAAAAUCUGAGCUCGGAGCUUCCUCAAAUAAUGCAUCAGGGUUUUGGAUCACUUCACGCUGGUGUUUGUUUGUCGAGCAUGAGCCGACCCAUCUCGUAUGAGAGAGCAGUAGCAUGGAAAGUUUUGAAUGACGACGAUAGCACUCAUUGCUUGUGCUUUAUGUUUGUCAAUUGGUCGUUUGUUUAAGUAUACUUUUUUAACUGUUGAUAAUCAUAUCAGAGACUGAAAUUGUUUAAUGGAUUGGAAAUGGUUUCUGUUUGUUUGUUUAUGCACAGAAGGUUUCUGCUGGGAAUGUUUGUGUUUUAAUUAAAUUGAUCAAAAAUUGUAUGCCAACCAUAGAAUCAAUGUACGGUAAGAGGCAAAAAUAGUUGUUGGCUGGUUGUACGUUGAGGCAAAAAUAGUUGUUGGCUGGUUGUACGUU